CAGCAGCAACAGCCCCAGCAGCAGCAAGAACCACAGAAGCUGCAACAACCGCACCAGCAGCACGCGCCGCAGCAGCAGCAGGAGCAGCAGCAGCAGGACGACAGCAGCAGACCUGCAGGGGUACAAGACAACAUUCUUGGGGUUUGUCAUGCAGACAAGACAGUCAAUGUCGAAAGUGCCGCUGCUGCUGCUGCUGCUGCUGCUGCUGCUGACUCCAAAGACAUCUCCUUUUUCUUGCGGCUGCUCGAGGCAGCCGCCGGCGAAGAGCUGUCUGUAAACCUCAAACCGGUGCGACACGUAGCAGGCCGGCAGCGGAGCAGCAGCAGCAGCAACAGCAGCAGCAGCAGCAGACACGCGAGUCCUGCUGCUCGUAGACGGCGGCGGCAGCGGCAGCGGCCGGCACCGCAGCAGCAGCACGUGACACAGCGCCUGUCCACACGCAACACACAACGCCACAUUCACCAGCAGCAGCGGCAGCAUCAGCAGCAGCAGCAGCAAAUGCAGGAGCAAGCGAGCUGCGGAGGCACAGCAAAGCCUCCGGAGCCUUGA
Molecule: messenger RNA, 549 nt
Organism: Eimeria tenella
Lineage: Eukaryota; Apicomplexa; Conoidasida; Eucoccidiorida; Eimeriidae
Exons: 1
Source: RefSeq, a predicted model, not a curated record